Messenger RNA from Microthlaspi erraticum, 675 nucleotides. Lineage: Eukaryota; Viridiplantae; Streptophyta; Magnoliopsida; Brassicales; Brassicaceae. The record is from the annotation of a GenBank genome assembly.
AUGUUGUCAGGAGAACGUGGUGGUACCCCUUUGAGCUGGGAAAAUAGACUAAACAUUGCAACAGACAUUGCACAAGGACUAGAGUACUUACAUACAGGAUGCAGACCACCAAUGGUUCAUAGGGAUGUCAAGACUACAAAUAUACUUAUCGAUGAGCACUUCCAAGCUAAACUUGUUGACUUUGGGCUUUCUAGAUCAAUUCCGAUUGGGAAUGAAAGUCAUAUAUCAACAAUUGUCGCUGGUACUCCAGGAUAUCUUGACCCUGAAUAUAACCAAACAAACUGGUUGACUGAAAAGAGUGAUGUCUACAGCUUUGGGAUUGUGUUGUUGGAAAUUAUCACAAACCAAUCUGUGAUAGAUAGACACCGUGAAAAGCCUCACAUUGCGGAAUGGGUUGGUGUUAUGCUUACCCAGGGAGGUAUUGAGAAUAUUGUAGACCCAACUCUCGCUGGGGACUAUGACUCAAGUUCUAUCUGGAAGUUUCUUGAACUCGCCGUAGCAUGCGUGAAUCCUUCUUCUGUGGGAAGACCAACCAUGUCUCACGUUGUUAAUGAAUUAAAAGAAUGUCUCGUAUCUGAGAGCUCAAGGAAAGGAGGCACAACAGAGGUCUACUCAAAGAGUUCUUUUGAACCGAACAUGCAAUUCGCAGCCGAGGUAACCCCUGUUCCACGCUAA